GGUGCUGGGUGGCAGGGAUGGGGUGGCACCCUCCCGACACGGCCCCCUGGGUGUGGGUGAGGGGGACACGGCCGUGGCAGCAGCUGGGACGGAGCAGCCGGAGCUGGCCCGGGCCGGGGGGGCUCGGCAGCAGGUGCUGGGGGAGCACAGACCCCCCUUUGUGCUCAGCGUUUGGGCUGGGGGUGUCCCGGAGCUGCUGGACCCUGUGGAAAGCCCUUCUCGUGUUACAGCCGGAGCCAGGCUUGGCUCCCCGGGACAGGGAGCGGCGUCUGCUGCUGCCUCUGGCUAACCUGGUGGACCUGCAGAAGAAGCUGGAGGAGCUGGAGCUGGAUGAGCAGCAGAAGAAGCGCCUGGAAGCUUUCCUGACUCAGAAAGCCAAAGUGGGGGAGCUGAAGGACGACGACUUUGAGAGGAUCUCGGAGCUGGGCGCCGGCAAUGGCGGGGUGGUCACCAAAGUGCAGCACAAACCCUCAGGGCUCAUCAUGGCACGGAAGCUGAUCCACCUGGAGAUCAAGCCGGCCAUCCGCAACCAGAUCAUCCGGGAGCUGCAGGUGCUGCACGAGUGCAACUCCCCCUACAUCGUGGGCUUCUACGGGGCCUUCUACAGCGACGGGGAGAUCUCCAUCUGCAUGGAGCACAUGGAUGGUGGCUCUUUGGAUCAAGUGUUGAAAGAAGCCAAAAGAAUUCCUGAGGAAAUCCUGGGCAAAGUCAGUAUAGCGGUGCUGCGGGGCCUGGCCUACCUGCGGGAGAAGCACCAGAUCAUGCACAGAGAUGUGAAACCCUCCAACAUCCUGGUGAACUCCCGAGGGGAGAUCAAGCUCUGUGAUUUCGGGGUCAGCGGGCAGCUCAUUGACUCCAUGGCCAACUCCUUUGUGGGAACUCGGUCCUACAUGUCUCCCGAGCGCCUGCAGGGCACGCACUACUCGGUGCAGUCGGACAUCUGGAGCAUGGGGCUGUCCCUGGUGGAGCUGUCGAUCGGAAGGUACCCAAUCCCCCCGCCAGACUCCAAGGAACUGGAAGCAAUUUUUGGCCGUGCUGUGGUGGACGGGGCGCAGGGAGAGUCCCCCAGCAUCUCUCCGCGGGCCAGGCCCCCAGGACGCCCCGGCAGUGGCCACGGGAUGGACACCAGGCCUGCCAUGGCCAUCUUUGAGCUGCUGGAUUACAUCGUUAACGAGCCACCUCCCAAGCUGCCAAGUGGAGUCUUCACACAAGAUUUCCAGGAGUUUGUAAAUAAAUGCUUAAUUAAAAACCCAGCAGAACGGGCAGAUCUGAAGAUGCUGAUGAGCCACACGUUCAUCAAGCGCUCCGAGGUGGAGGAGGUGGAUUUUGCGGGCUGGCUGUGCCGGACGCUGCGCCUCAACCAGCCCAGCACUCCCACCCGCGCUGCCGUGUGAGCCCGGCCGGGCAAUCCUGCCCUGGCACCGCUUCCUCUCCUCCCUCCACGGCAGAGCUGCCCCUCCUCGCUCCCUCCCGGCCCCGAAGCCCCAAAGCCCCGGGCCGGCAGCGCCUCCAUCCCGCCCGGCGCCUCCAUCCCGCCCGGGCUCGCCCCCUUCGGCCGUGGGGCUGUUCCAGGCCUCUGCUCCAGCUCUGGAGCUCCUGACACUUGGGAAUUGUGGUGCUGCUUAUGUCGAUUUUUUCUUUAUUUCGGGUUGGUUUGUUUUGGUUGUUUUUUGGGUUUGGUUUUUUUUUUUUUUUUGGAAAUGUGUUCACUCGGGUUAAAGGAGGUGUAAUGGGGGUGUGAGGGGCUGGGCAGGGGGUGCUUCACCUCCUGCCGGGGUUUCUCUGUGGGAUGGAAAAUCAGCGGGAUCAGGAACGGAGAGACCCUGCCCGGGGUGGCCCGGAGCGGUGUCACCGCCCUGCCUGGGGACACUGCGGGGCUCCGGGCUGGCCCUGGGGGCAGAGCUGAGAGCGCUGCUGUUUGCCUGGUUUGCUUUUAAAACGGUUCUUUUAAA
Molecule: messenger RNA, 1952 nt
Organism: Prinia subflava (tawny-flanked prinia)
Lineage: Eukaryota; Metazoa; Chordata; Aves; Passeriformes; Cisticolidae
Gene: MAP2K2
Product: mitogen-activated protein kinase kinase 2
Exons: 11
Coding region: 18-1394 (458 amino acids)
Biological process (GO): protein phosphorylation
Molecular function (GO): protein kinase activity; ATP binding
Source: RefSeq, a predicted model, not a curated record